This is a messenger RNA of Paramecium sonneborni, 392 nucleotides long. NCBI's taxonomy places the organism in Eukaryota, Ciliophora, Oligohymenophorea, Peniculida, Parameciidae. The record is from the annotation of a GenBank genome assembly.
AAUUAUUCGAGUUCUAUUUAAAAAUAUUGGAUGAUUAAUAACUUCUGUAGCUGUAGGUCUUUGUUAAGGAUUUGAACUAAGCAUUUUAGAAACUAAUUGCUUCAUAUCAGGAUUAAUAUUAGCCCAUUCUGAACCAUCAAAAUUAACUACACCUCGUUAAAUGGCUGUUUUGAUAGCCUAUACAUCACGACCUUGGAAUGGCAUAUGAGAUGUUAAAAAGAAAUACAAUAAACAUCCACUUGACCAUAUAUCUGCCUUUUAUGUUAUAGGUGUAUUAACUGUAUUUUAUUUAAUAACUUCAGGAGGUUUAAAAGAUAUAUCCGAAACACUUAAACUGGGCUUCCAUGACAUACAUAUAGUUUUCAUAGAAUUUGGAAUACCAAAAUCAAUAA